AUGCUCAGUCUUUUCACAGUGUUGGGUCUUGCACUUCUCCUUUGCCCCUGUACCGGGGUCCCUGUGCAGGAUGGUCCCCGUCAGCGUCUGUUGGAUGGACUUGGUCUAUCUUCGACUUACCGCAGCGUUACCGGAGGUGGCCGUAUUCCCUUCACGCCUGGCCACAGAGACCCCUUGGAUAACGCUAUCGACGCCGUUGGCGAUGAGCUAGACCCGCUUCCGUGGCGAAAUGGCUUGGGGGCUUCCGUGUUAGGUCCUUGGAACAGAGACCGUUCUCGACAGAAUCCCGAUCUAGUACGACCGCCAAGCACCGAUCGCGGUGACGUGGCCAAUAUGCGUUGGAGCUUUGCCGAUUCCCAUAUUCGCAUCGAGGAAGGAGGCUGGACCCGACAGACGACUAUCCGUGAGUUGCCUACAAGUGUUGAACUUGCUAGCGUCAACAUGCGCCUUGGAGAGGGCGUCAUCCGGGAACUUCACUGGCACAAGGAGGCCGAGUGGGCCUAUGUCCUAGAUGGCGAGGUACGUGUAACCGCGCUUGACUACGAGGGCGGCAACUUUAUCGAUGAUUUGAAGAAGGGUGAUUUAUGGUAUUUCCCCAGCGGAGUACCUCAUUCUCUGCAAGGACUGAGUGAGAAUGGGACCGAAUUCCUUCUCAUCUUUGACGAUGGUCACUUCUCUGAAGAGUCAACUUUUAUCCUCACUGACUGGUUUGCCCACACCCCCAAGUCAGUCAUCGCCAAAAACUUUAACCUCGCACCUGAAGUCUUCGCCCACGUUCCAGCUAGCGAGAAAUACAUCUUCCAAGGAAGCAAGCCGGGGUCUAUUGAAGAGGAAGCUCCUAGAGGGAAAAGGGUCAAGAAAUCUCGAUACAACUUCACGUAUAAGAUGCUUGACCAAGAGCCAGAUCGGCAGUCCGGCGGUGAGGUCAGGAUUGUCGACUCAAGGACAUUUCCCAUCUCCAAAACCAUUGCUGCCGCGCAUGUUAUUAUCCAGCCAGGGGCAAUCCGCGAGAUGCACUGGCAUCCCAACGCCGACGAGUGGUCAUUCUUCAUCAAAGGUCGAGCACGCGUAACCAUCUUUGCUGCGCAAGGCGAGGCUCGCACCUUUGACUUUCUCCCCGGCGACGUGGGAAUCACACCUCGGAACAUGGGCCACUUUGUUGAGAAUAUCGGUGACGAACCUGUCGAGAUGCUCGAGGUCUUUCGUGCGGAUGAGUUCCGUGAUAUUUCUCUCUUUCGAUGGAUGGGAGAGACGCCAAAGCGACAAGUCGUUGACACGCUCUUUGCCGACGAUCCUGAGAGUGGAGAGCGUUUCUGGGAACGCGUCAAGGAUGCUGAUAAUAAUGCUGUUACUAAACCUGAUCCUUCACGAAUUCACUCGCAAAAUGGGGAUGCGAACGAGUUGUGA
Messenger RNA from Fusarium vanettenii 77-13-4, 1407 nucleotides. RefSeq lists its product as uncharacterized. Gene Ontology annotation, biological process: oxalate metabolic process. The record is from RefSeq and is a predicted model, not a curated record. The transcript is spliced from 4 exons. The coding region runs from base 1 to 1407 and encodes 468 amino acids. NCBI's taxonomy places the organism in Eukaryota, Fungi, Ascomycota, Sordariomycetes, Hypocreales, Nectriaceae.